Molecule: messenger RNA, 588 nt
Organism: Miscanthus lutarioriparius
Lineage: Eukaryota; Viridiplantae; Streptophyta; Magnoliopsida; Poales; Poaceae
Source: the annotation of a GenBank genome assembly
AUGGAGAAGGCCAUGGCCCGCGCCACCUCCGCCGCCGAGAACAAGCUGUUCUACACGUGGCUGCGCGUGGCGGAGCUGCGCAACAUCCAGGCGGCGAAGCGGAUCGUGGCCCAGCGGCGGCGGCAGAAGCUGAAGCUGGCCCGGCUGCUCCGCCCGCAGGUCCCCCUGCUGGCCUCGUGGGAGCCCCUCGCCAAGCCGCACGCCGACGCCACCGCGGACCUCGGCCGAGUCCUCUCCGCGGCCUGCACCAGCGUCCCGUUGGCCGCCGACGCGCGUGCCGACAUGGACGCGCUCCACGAAACCAUGUUCUCCUGCGUGGGCACCGUCAACGAGAUCGAAGCCAUCACCGACAUGUUCUACGCCACGGCCGGCGCGACGAGCGGCGCGGUGGGCGAGCUCGCGCGGACGAUCCAGCAGGAGAUGGAGUGCCUGGAGGAAGCGACGCGGCUGUCGAGCAUCGUCACAGGCUUGCAGAUGCUGGAGGUGAGCCUCCGGGCAAAUUUGAUGCAGGCAAAGCAGAGGAUUGACCUGGGGCGGCGGGGACCGGCGGCCACACCGGCGCUCGCAACUUCUGGUUGGUGUUUUUGA